Aspergillus puulaauensis is the source of this 1533-nucleotide messenger RNA. RefSeq names its product cytochrome P450. The transcript has 2 exons. Gene Ontology annotation, molecular function: monooxygenase activity; iron ion binding; heme binding. The record is from RefSeq and is a predicted model, not a curated record. The coding region runs from base 1 to 1533 and encodes 510 amino acids. Lineage: Eukaryota; Fungi; Ascomycota; Eurotiomycetes; Eurotiales; Aspergillaceae.
AUGAUUUUAUCCUUUAUAUUGCCUGCCAUAGCUAUAUGGCUAUGUGUGGCACCAUUUUCCAUCUACCUCUACGACCCUAAACGCCUACGCCGAUAUCCGAAUCAGAACUUCCUAUCCGGCCUAACAAGCCUGGCAUACGUCUACGAGCGAAGACACCCCUUCCGAACAAGAGAACUUCAUCGCCAACACGAGAGGCACCCCAUCUUACGCACUGGGCCAACAGUGCUCUCAUUCAGGAGCGUGGACGCCAUUAAAGACAUCUACGGACACAGCUCCCCAUGUCUCAAAGACGACGUGUACAAAUUAAUCACAGGAGACCACCCCCAUACACUCAACGUGGUCGACAAGGAUGACCAUGCUCGUAAGCGCAGGAUGCUCUCUAAUGCAUUCGCAACGCGGAACCUGGAGCAAUGGGAAUUUAAGAUCAGCGAUAAAGUUAGGAAAAUGGUUACUCAGUUUGAUAAGCGUUGUACUGCUCCGCUGUCGAAUGAUGAUUCUGUUGACCCAAGUGACUUGACUGUGAAUUUUCGAUUAUGGUCUAACCUUUUCACACUCGACGCAAUUGCGGACAUUGCGCUUAGUGAGCGGCUUGGCUUGCUCGAGUCAGGCACUGAUGUUGUUGAGGCCAGGAUGGGCAAUAGCGUCCACAGGUUUAACUUGAUAGAGAGCCUGCAUUGUGGCGGACGGGUCGUGUCCAGGUUUGUCGGGGCAACUGACUGGCAUCAUAUUCUCAAAGCACUGUCCACUUUUGUCGUCCCGGAGUUCAGGGCACAUGGGAACGACUUCGCGAAUAUAGUCAGCACGCUGACGGAUAAAAGAGUGGGAAAACACAACCGCGGGGACAAGUUAAGUGACUUCUUGGGUUGCCUGUUGGAGGACAAGGCAGGAAAGCAGCGUGGCCUGGAUCGUGGAGAGAUCGAAGCUGAGACAACCAUACUUCUGGACGCCGGCUCCGACACUACGGCAAUUGCAUUAACAAAUGUUCUCUACUACUUAAUCAAGCAUCCUACCGCUCUCAGCAAGCUCCGGGAGGAAGUCGACACUGCACUCGCAGGAGGAACAAUUGCCCUGUAUACAAAUGUCAAAAGUCUUCCCUACCUGAGGGCCUGUCUUGACGAGUCACUUCGACUCUCUCCGCCUGUUCCGCGUGGUCUCGAGCGAAAGACACCCCCGCAGGGCAUGGAUAUCAUGGGAGAACAGAUCGCAGGAGGCGUCACUGUUUCAGUCCCAGCAUACAUCGCCCACCGAGACCCAAGGAUAUUUCCCAACCCUGAUUCAUAUGUACCAGAGAGAUGGCUUGACCAGUCCGAAAGGACUAAAGAAAUGAGGACUGUUUUUAUACCAUUCACAACAGGUCCACGAGCAUGUAUUGGACGGAAUAUUACCAUGAUGGAGCAGCAAAUUCUCGUUGCUACGUUGGUCCAUCGGUAUGAAUUUGCACUCCCUUCUCGAGACUGGGAAUUGGACUGGGAAGAGGCUUUUAAUCUGUGGCCGGCUCAGAUGCCCUUGAAGGUUUGGAGGCGUGAUAUUUAA